Molecule: messenger RNA, 2424 nt
Organism: Arabidopsis thaliana (thale cress)
Lineage: Eukaryota; Viridiplantae; Streptophyta; Magnoliopsida; Brassicales; Brassicaceae
Gene: U1-70K
Product: U1 small nuclear ribonucleoprotein-70K
Exons: 8
Coding region: 85-699 (204 amino acids)
Cellular component (GO): nucleoplasm; nuclear speck
Molecular function (GO): U1 snRNA binding; RNA binding; nucleic acid binding
Source: RefSeq, marked reviewed
GUUUUGCUUCUUCUCUCUGCAAAAAUCCUCCAUCCGCUUCCUCACGAAAAACCCUAGCACAGCUCCGAGAUCCCUUUUGUCGCCAUGGGAGACUCCGGCGAUCCUUUCUUGCGUAAUCCAAACGCCGCUGUUCAAGCUCGCGCUAAAGUUCAGAACAGAGCCAAUGUUCUUCAGCUUAAGCUGAUGGGUCAGAGCCACCCUACUGGCUUAACAAACAAUCUCUUGAAGCUUUUUGAGCCACGUCCGCCAUUGGAGUACAAACCACCACCAGAGAAGAGAAAGUGCCCGCCUUAUACAGGUAUGGCUCAGUUUGUAAGUAACUUUGCUGAGCCUGGGGAUCCAGAAUACGCUCCACCUAAGCCAGAAGUUGAAUUACCUUCGCAGAAAAGGGAAAGAAUUCAUAAAUUGCGACUGGAGAAAGGUGUUGAAAAGGCUGCUGAGGACUUAAAGAAAUAUGACCCCAAUAAUGAUCCAAAUGCUACUGGAGAUCCAUACAAGACAUUGUUCGUUUCAAGACUUAACUACGAAUCCUCAGAGAGUAAGAUUAAAAGGGAGUUUGAAUCUUAUGGACCAAUUAAACGGGUAGGUUAUUCUGAGCAUUCCCUUGCUGGUUCGGUAAGAAUUUGUGUAAUGGCUUCCCUCUCUAGAGCUCUUUGCUCAAUUUGUUUUAUUUUAUCUACAAAAGUCUUCCAAGGUUAGAAUUUUUCAGUCCCUUAUAAAUUUGCAUCUUUUCUGCUAGACCAAAAGGCCAUUCUACAUUUGCUUUGUUUUGCAUGCCUUCUUUAGACUGUGUAAAGCCAUCAAGUCUCUUAGACCUUUCUCAAUAACUGAAUAUAUAGAUGCAUAAGUGCUUCUCAUAUAAUGACACAGCUCCUCUCUCCAUGGUGUUUGUUUGAGAUGUUUUCGGUAAAUUUGGCCUGGUAUUUUUAUUUCCUUGUCCCUUCAGAGAGCAAAUACUUUUACAAUGAUAUAUCAUAUAGUGGUUAUAGGCACACGGUUUACCUAAUCAAUUAGUUGUUUUCUGAAUCUAUAAUGAGCUCAACUCAUCCUGCUGGUAAGCAACUUAUAAAAUAUUAUCUGCCCAUAUCCCAAAGCCAUUCAAAUGCUUUAUUUUCAAGCAACCAAGGUUGGAUUAUCGAAAACCCUUCUCUCUUUUCCUAUCUUAACAUCUAUAUAUAUUCAGUAUCUGGGACUUGGGCUACUAUGAAGGUGAUCUGGUUCACUUUUUAAUACAUUUUUAGUUAUCUAAGUUUCUAUACCCUGGUAAGGGGUGGUUUAUUAGACUCUUCAAAAAUGGUAAUUUUGCUGCAAUACAUCCAUUUUUCUGCCAAUUCUUGAUGUGGGUGGUGACAUUCUCGGAUUUGGACACAACAUAAAGGUUGCCUGCCUUAUAGAGCUGCAUGUUUGUUUGAUAUGAAACACUUUUAUCUUGAAUCUGAUUUUGUUCUCACAGAUUUGAUUUGUUAAUUGUCUUCUUCUGAAACUUCUCAGGUUCAUUUGGUGACUGAUCAGCUGACCAAUAAACCCAAAGGAUAUGCUUUCAUUGAGUACAUGCACACCCGUGACAUGAAAGCUGCAUAUAAGCAAGCUGAUGGACAAAAGAUUGACGGCAGAAGAGUUUUGGUUGAUGUGGAGAGAGGUAGAACCGUCCCAAACUGGCGUCCACGCAGGCUUGGUGGUGGACUUGGGACCUCAAGAGUGGGUGGUGGUGAAGAAAUUGUUGGGGAACAACAACCGCAAGGAAGAACCUCCCAGUCAGAGGAGCCAUCGAGACCACGGGAAGAGCGUGAGAAAUCUCGGGAAAAGGGAAAAGAAAGGGAAAGGUCUCGUGAGCUGUCUCACGAACAACCUCGAGAGAGGUCUCGUGACAGACCGAGAGAGGAUAAGCACCACAGAGACCGAGACCAAGGAGGCAGAGACAGGGAUAGGGACAGCAGACGUGAUCGUGACCGGACCCGUGACAGAGGAGACAGAGACCGCCGUGACCGUGACAGGGGACGGGAUCGUACUUCAAGGGAUCAUGACCGAGACCGCAGUAGAAAGAAGGAGCGGGAUUAUGAAGGAGGUGAAUAUGAGCAUGAGGGUGGUGGUCGGUCCCGUGAGAGAGAUGCAGAGUACCGUGGCGAGCCAGAAGAAACUCGUGGCUACUAUGAAGACGAUCAAGGGGACACAGACCGGUACAGUCAUCGCUACGAUAAAAUGGAGGAAGAUGACUUCAGAUAUGAACGUGAGUACAAGCGGUCUAAGAGAUCAGAAUCGCGAGAGUAUGUUCGUUGAUGUUUCAUUCGGCUGUUUAAAACUCUAAAAACUUAAGAAUCCUUUUUGUUUAUUCUAAAUCAAAACUUGAUGCAAUUCUGUUUGUUACCUCUGAACUUGAUUGCUAUUUUUUCUCUUUUGAAGUUUGUCAUAUUAUUAAUCAAAAUC